Nerophis lumbriciformis (worm pipefish) is the source of this 774-nucleotide messenger RNA. The record is from RefSeq and is a predicted model, not a curated record. NCBI's taxonomy places the organism in Eukaryota, Metazoa, Chordata, Actinopteri, Syngnathiformes, Syngnathidae.
AUGGAGGAGGCGGCGGUGAAGAAACGGCCGUUAAUCUCUGCUAAAGAGAGAGGACCUGGCCCAGGAUGCUACGCUCUGCCUCCGACUGUGGGUUACAUUAAGCACGACGUCACCAAGCCCACUAGUCCCGCAUACUCCUUCCGCACCCGUAUGAGCAGCACUAUGAUCUCCGUGGACUCCAGCCCAGGACCGAGAUACCACGUCGGCGCUAAUGUGACGCGCUUUGGCCGAAUGAACACGCCCUCUUAUUCCAUGCUGGGCCGAGGGAAGCGCAUUGUUAGCAAAGGUGACAAGUUCCAGACUCCUGGACCGGGGGCCUACAGUCCAGAGAAGGCUCCUCCUCUCAACGCUCAGCAUCGAUCACCAGCCUACACCAUUGGAACCCGCACCCGUUACCGCUCCGUGGAUGCAGUACCAGCACCAAACAGCUAUGUGCUUCCCAAGCUGCUGGGCAAUCAGGUCCCCAACAAGCCAUCCGGAGUCAGCUACAGUAUGUCAGCCCGCCGAAUGCCAGGCGGCCCCUCGGAGGACUUGGCCCAGAGCCCCGGCCCUGGCAGGUACAACAGCACCGACCCGGACGUUUAUCUGCAAAGGCAGCCCUCCUUCUCCAUGCAGAGCCGGACCAAAAGGCUCACCUACCCCUCGACCACCCCGGGCCCAGGUACUUAUCGCCCAGAGGGGUCUGGGGCCCACCUCCGCAGGGCACCGUCCUUCACCAUGGGAGUCCGCCAUUCAGAGUUUGUCACGCCGCUUGUGUUGGACUUUGUACACUGA